This is a messenger RNA of Vicugna pacos (alpaca), 3962 nucleotides long. The record is from RefSeq and is a predicted model, not a curated record. NCBI's taxonomy places the organism in Eukaryota, Metazoa, Chordata, Mammalia, Artiodactyla, Camelidae.
CCGCGCGCCUUCGUCCUCCCACGGUGGGCCUGGCCGCGGCCUGGCUCAGGAGACCCGGUGCCGGCGGCCGCUGAGGCGGGAGCCGAGGGCCGGGGAGCGCGGGCGCAGGAGGGCGGGCGCGCAGCCGGAUUCGCGUUCGGCCGGGCCACGGAGCUGCCUUCCAACCAGCCCGUCCGGGGAACAACGGGCCGGGCUUCCGGGGAGAGGGCCCACACCGUCUCCUCUCCGGCACCAGCCUCCUCCAUUUUUCCGGGCCUUGCGUGGAGCUUUUUGGCGGAUGUAUUUGAAUGAAUGAAUGUCACCGGGGCUCUUUCCAACCCCCACUCUCCCCAACCAUCUGAGGGUGGCGUGGCGUAGUGAGAGGAGCGCUCAGUUGUCGGGAGACCUGGGUGUUUUUUCCCAAGACUCUGAAAGAGGACAGCAUUCCCAAUGUCCCAGUUUAAGCGCCAGCGGAUCAACCCACUUCCUGGGGGCCGCAACUUCUCAGGCGCAGCUUCAACAUCUCUUCUGGGUCCUCCACCUGGUUUGCUUACUCCUCCUGUGGCCACAGACCUGUCCCAAAAUGCCAGGCACCUUCAGGGUGGGGAGAAGCAGCGGGUCUUCACUGGCAUUGUCACCAGCUUGCAUGACUACUUUGGGGUGGUGGAUGAAGAGGUCUUUUUUCAGCUAAGUGUGGUGAAGGGCCGGCUACCCCAGCUGGGUGAGAAGGUGCUGGUGAAGGCUGCAUACAACCCGGGCCAGGCAGUGCCCUGGAAUGCUGUCAAGGUGCAAACGCUCUCCAACCAGCCCCUGCUGAAGUCCCCAGCACCUCCCCUUCUACAUGUGGCAGCCCUGGGCCAGAAGCAAGGGAUUCUGGGAGCUCAGCCCCAGUUGAUCUUCCAGCCUCACCGGAUUCCCCCACUCUUUCCUCAGAAGCCUCUGAGUCUCUUCCAAACAUCCCACACACUUCAUCUGAGCCACCUGAACAGAUUUCCUGCUCGGGGCCCUCAUGGACGAUUGGAUCAGGGCCGAAGCGAUGACUAUGACUCCAAGAAACGCAAACAGCGGGCUGGUGGAGAGCCUUGGGGCGCUAAGAAGCCAAGGCAUGACCUGCCUCCCUACCGAGUCCAUCUCACUCCCUAUACUGUGGACAGCCCCACCUGUGACUUCUUAGAACUCCAGCGCCGUUACCGCAGCCUCCUGGUUCCCUCAGAUUUUCUGGCCGUGCAUCUGAGCUGGCUGUCGGCCUUCCCUCUGAGCCAGCCCUUUUCCCUCCAUCACCCAAGCCGCAUCCAGGUGUCUUCUGAGAAGGAGCCAGCUCCAGACGCUGGUGCUGAGCCCAUCCCCGCAGACAGUGACCCCGCUUACAGUUCCAAGGUACUGCUGCUGUCUUCCCCGGGCCUGGAGGAACUGUAUCGUUGUUGCAUGCUCUUUGUGGAUGACAUGGCUGAGCCAAGGGAGACACCGGAACAUCCUCUGAAGCAGAUUAAGUUUUUGCUGGGCCGGAAAGAAGAGGAGGCGGUGCUGGUUGGAGGCGAGUGGUCUCCUUCCCGGGAUGGCCUCGACCCCGAGGGCGACCCGCAGGUGCUAGUGCGCACCGCCGUCCGCUGCGCGCAGGCCCAGGCCGGCAUCGACUUGAGUGCCUGCACCAAGUGGUGGCGCUUUGCUGAAUUCCAGUACCUGCAGCCGGGACCCCCGCGGCGACUCCAGACUGUGGUGGUGUACCUGCCGGACGUCUGGACCAUCAUGCCUACCCUGGAAGAGUGGGAGGCCCUGUGCCAGCAGAAAGCUGCAGAGGCAGCUCCCCCACCCCAGGAGGUGCCUGUGGAAGCAGAGUCCACCGAGCAGGCCACUGACGCACCGGAGCCAGCGGCAGACACCCCCAGACAGAAUGCAGAGACCCCAGAGGCCACUGCACAGCAGGAGAUGGACACGGAUCUCCCAGAGGCCCCGCCACCCCCCCUGGAGCCUGCUGUUGUGGCACGGCCUGGCUGUGUGAACUUGUCCCUCCACGGUAUUGUGGAGGACCGGAGGCCCAAAGAAAGGAUCUCUUUUGAGGUGACGGUGUUGGCCGAGCUCUUUCUGGAGCUGCUGCAGAGGGAUUUUGGCUACAGGAUUUAUAAGACACUGCUGAGCCUUCCUGAAAAGGUCGUGGCCCCCCCUGAACCUGAGAAGGAGGAGGCGGCCAAGGAGGAAGAAGCCGUCAAGGAAGAGGCCAAGGAGUCCAAGGAUGAGGUACAGAGUGAGGGCACAGCUGCCGCGUCAGACGCCCCGCCGAAGGAAGAUGGCCUUCUGCCCAAACCCCCCUCCUCUGGGGGAGAAGAGGAGGAGAAAGCCCGGGGCGAGGCAUCGGAGGACCUCUGUGAGAUGGCCCUCGACCCAGAACUGCUGCUCCUGCGGGAUGACGGGGAGGAGGAGUUCGCAGGAACCAAGCUGGAGGAUUCCGAAGUCCGGUCGGUUGCCUCAAACCAGUCAGAAAUGGAGUUCUCUUCCCUUCAGGACAUGCCCAAGGAGCUGGACCCCUCCGCCGUGCUCCCUCUGGACUGCCUUCUUGCUUUUGUCUUCUUUGAUGCCAACUGGUGUGGCUACUUGCACCGGCGAGACUUGGAGAGGAUCCUGCUUACCCUUGGGCUGCGGCUCAGCGCGGAGCAGGCCAAGCAGCUGGUCAGCAGGGUGGUGACCCAGAACAUCUGCCAGUACCGGAGCCUGCAGUACAGCCGCCCGGAGGGCCCGGACGGAGGGCUCCCCGAGGAGGCGCUCUUCGGAAACCUGGACUUGCUACCUCCUCUCGGGAAGAGCACAAAGCUGGCUGCUGCCCCUGUGGAGCACCAGGGCCUGGUGUCCCACAACGGCAGCCUCAUCGACGUGGGGAACCUGCUGCAGCGCGCGGAGCAGCAGGACAGCGGGCGGCUCUACCUGGAGAACAAGAUCCACACGCUGGAACUGAAGCUGGAGGAGAGCCAUAACCGUUUCUCAGCCACUGAAGUAACGAAUAAGACACUGGCAGCAGAAAUGCAGGAGCUGCGAACCCGGCUGGCAGAGGCCGAGGAGACGGCCCGGACAGCGGAGCGACAGAAGAACCAGCUUCAGCGGCUGCUGCAGGAGUUCCGAAGGCGCCUGACCCCCCUGCAGCUUGAGGUGCAGCGGAUGGUUGAAAAGGCGGACAGCUGGGUAGAGAAGGAGGAGCCAGCACCUAGCAACUGAGGGGCCUGGUGCAGGAGCUGCCGUCCUGUGAGGUCAGCGAUGGAGCCUGCUGAACUUAGAGCCCUGGUGGUUCCAGAAGGGAGCUGGAGCAGGACCUGGGAGCCAUAGGCAGGGGUGGCUGACCCCUGUGCUCGGCCUCUGUGGAGGAGCUCAGGCCACCAGGGUGGGGGUCUGUCUGUGCCGUGUGGGACGGAUGUGUGAGGAAGCCGGUUCCACUUGCAACUAAAUCCAACAUCUUCUGCACCCCUCGAAUGUCAUUUUGCUCCUACCUGGGGAUUCCUCCUGGGGCCCUUUCGUCUUGUGCUGACUUUCUCCUGUCCUCUUCCAGUUUAGACUAAGACAGGGGAGGAAAAGGCUUUUCAAGUCUGUCGUAGGUCUGAUGCCAAUAAACGGAAGAAACAGGUGUGGAAGCUGGCUGGGGGCAGGAGCCCCUUCCUCGGGAUGGCACAAACUCCGCCGGGUUACAGGAGCAGGUUCUGGGGGAGGGUCCCCUUGGCCCUUAUGGGAACAGAGUCAGCGCCGGCGAGCGCUUGUGUUGGGCUGUGUUUGCCCGUGAACACCGUGUUCCAGCACCCCAGACUUGCCAGAAGAAACCAGCACCUCCUUCCCUGGCUCCCCGUGUUCAGAAUGUGGUAUUGGCUCUGGCCCAGCCUUCUUCCCUGUUCCCUAUAAGUCUCACCUCUUUCCAUAAUCCGUGUUUCAGUUUGACUUUGUAUAUAAAGUUGUUUUUUUUUUUUUUUGGCUUUUUGUUUUUUAAAUAAACCAAAGUCAAAAACAAA